Messenger RNA from Medicago truncatula (barrel medic), 1522 nucleotides. Its product is annotated as magnesium-chelatase 67 kDa subunit. The transcript is spliced from 3 exons. Bases 993 to 1298 code for a protein of 101 amino acids. The record is from RefSeq and is a predicted model, not a curated record. Lineage: Eukaryota; Viridiplantae; Streptophyta; Magnoliopsida; Fabales; Fabaceae.
UUUCUUGAACUAGAAUCUCUUUUAUUGUACAUCUUUAAGAUCGGUGAUGUUGCAAGGGACCAAGUGUUGGGUGGUAAAGAACCAACACCUGAAUAGAAUAAGUGUAGCGGAGAUUAGGAUGUUGCUUUGGAUGUGUGGUAAGACUAGACAUGUUGGCAUUAGAAGUGACAGUGUUAGAGAGUUGGAGUAUCACCCAUCGUAGAAAAGAUGGUGGAAAUUCGGCUUAGGUGGUUUGGGCCUGUAUAGAGGACAGAGGAGACCUAUAGAUUAUGUAGUAAGGAGAGUAGAUCAGAUGGAAGAUAGUCAAACCACUAGAGGUAGAGGAAGACCUACAAAAACUAAAAGAAAAACUAUUGAGAAAGAUCUAGAGAUGAGAUAGAGAUAUAAGAUAUUAUAUAUGAUAGAACAUUAUGACCUCUUUUGAUUGGCCCCACUUUGUGGGAUAAGGCUCUAUUGUUGUUGUUCAAACUGUCACUGAUUUUGGUAUUUGUCUACUUCAUUGUCGAGUUAUAUUCCUUUUUUUUUUUUUUGACAGAAGUUCUAUUCCUUCUUUGUAUGCCCAUAUUUUUGUAAUUUAUUGUAUUAUUGUCUGGGUUUAUUGAAGUGCACGCCAAGUUAUGCAGUAGAGUUCAAGUCAAGCACAUCCUGUUUUGUAACAGUCCAUUUUUUUUACGUAAAUUUUUUCUUCAUUAUUGUCUUGGUUCUGUUUGACUCAAUAACCUCUGUAGAGGUUCAAGGCUUUUACUCAAAGCCAAAAUUGCUCUGUUCAUCAGUGUUAUCAAGGACGGAUGGCUGCUGGUAAAAAAUAAUCUGUCAUAUAUGCUUGGCGUUGCGGCCUAUGGCACAAAUAUGGUUAAUAUAAUAAAGUUGGUUUGGCCUAAAUUCUUGUCAUUAAAAGCCAUGGUGCCACCAAAGCUUAAAUUUGACAACACAGCUUCAUCACCAUUCUGUGGUCAAGCUGCAGUGGACUAGUAGAAUUUGUUUUGGGUUCAAUGGAAAAAAGUAGAGAAGGAUACUUUGUAUUCCACCAUCAAGGCUUUGAUGGUGAUCGAUGGAUGACUCAGAUUUCAAUCCAGAUCCUUGUGGUUGGACACCUUUUCAGGUAUACAAGCCCAACUGAUAUGAUGAUGUCCCCAGUAACCAAAGGCCUUCUUGCAAGAAACAGAAAGGGUGGUGCACUAUUACCACCUGGACCUGGUAAAUAUCAACCAAAGGUUCCAAACAUGUGCUUGCAGGAUCCGAGUCCUCUUCAAAAUAAGCUUCCAAUGCUGAUUGAUGAGAAACUCAACUCAACUUGAGGAAUUCAAUGGAACUUUGUUCUACAUGAUAAUCAAGGAAUUCCAACUUGAAGAUGAUGAAGUAUCUUAAAGAACUAUAUAAUGCUCUUCUGAUUUUUGUUCCUAAGUAGGAUUUUCUAGCAACAUACUCUGAUGUUAAAAAGUUUUGUAAUCUCCUAAUCUAUUGAUCCUUGAAAAAACUUAUGUAAGGAUUUCAAAUAAGAUCAAUUUAUUUUACCCUUCUA